AAAAUGAUUACACUAUUCCUUAUUCGGAUCAAGUUCCUAUUAUUUUUGCCCCGGGGACUGUUAACUGGCGUACACAGUUCAUAGGAAGUAAAGUACCGGAAAUGGCGUUGAGGCCUCCCGGGAUAACGCCAUGAUCCAGGAUCCUCACUUCACCCAGUGUGCGAGGCAAGGCAGCAGGGAUGCUAACACGAUUACACCGUGCAGACAGUGCUUGAGCUGCUAGGUAUUUGCUAGCUGACAUAAAGCUCGCAGUGCAGCAAAAGGAGGCAGAAAGAAACAAUAACUAAUCGAGUUUGUACACCUAAGAGACGCAUAAACGCUGUUGCUCCACCAGCCUCCGAUAACCUGGUCAUUUUUCGUCGAAAUGUCAGCUUUUUCCGAGGCUGCUCUAGAGAAGAAACUAUCGGAGCUUAGCAACUCUCAGCAAAGUGUGCAGACCCUGUCACUGUGGCUCAUACACCACAGAAAACACUCCCAAACUAUUGUCACCGUCUGGCUCAACGAACUUAAAAAAGCUCAGGUGUCACGCAAGCUGACCUUUGUCUACCUGGCCAAUGAUGUCAUCCAGAACAGCAAGAGGAAAGGACCAGAGUUCACCCAGGACUUUGCACCCAUCAUCGUGGACGCCUUCAAACAUGUGUCCAGGGAAGGAGAGGAGAGCUUUAAGAAGCAGCUUGGCCGGGUGCUGUCUAUCUGGCAGGAGAGGGCUGUGUAUGAGAAUAGUCUCCUGGACCAGCUCUCGCAAGUCCUAUGUAAGGACACUCACUCACUCUUAAUUGUGUAUGAUACUUUCUUAUUCAUGCAAACACAUUUUCUCUCUUUGACUGGUCUUGCAGACGGAGAGAAAAAGGCAAAGAAGAGGUCCUAUGAAAAGAUCCAGAUGGACGAGGAGGACAACAACUUUGCUUCCCAGAGCUCUCCUACAGAAGAGCCCCCACAGACGGCGGAGUUGAUCCGGGCGCUGCAGGAGCUGGAGAACGCCGCCUCUGGAGACUCGGCCCUGCGGAAACGCAUCUCGUCGCUGCCGGCCGAGGUGCAGGACGCCUCCCUGCUCCACAGGAUCACGGACAAGGAGUCGGGGGACCGGCUUUCUGGGCUGGUGGAGGAGGCCUGCAUGCUGCUGGCUGACUACAGCGGCCGCCUGGCUGCCGAGGUGGAUGACCGGAGGCAGCUGAUGCGCACGCUCACGCUCUUCCUGCACAGCCAGAAGGACGGCCUGGCUCAGAACGAGCAGAAACUAGAAGAAUACAAACGCAAGUUGGCACGGGUAACCCAGGUCCGGAAGGAGCUACGGUCUCGUCUUAGCAACCUCCCAGGAACUCGCUGAAAGUCCACCACAAACUGCUGUCCUCAACCCCCCCCCCCCCCCCCCCCGUGUAUUUCGACCUAUCCAUGUCACACUCCCUGAUCGAAUCACCUCCCUGUUAUCAAUGUUUAAUAUUCUCCACAUUCCCCCUGUCCUCCCCUCUUCUGGUCAGGGAUAUCUGUCAAGCAGUGUGGAUAGUUCAAAACCUGCCAUACCAUACCUGGUCUCUUCUUUCCAAGUCACAAUGAGAGAAAGGCCUAUACAUCAAGUCAGAGGGUUUCCUUCCACUUCCCAGCUGUUUUUUCCCCCUUUAAGUAAUACAUAAGUAACUGUUAAUACUUCAGAGGUUUGCCUCCUACCUUUAAGACCUUGUGUAGGAUUCUGAUUGAGUUUAACCUUGUCUGGUCCCAAGUGACGGUGGCUUCCUUGAGAUGCUCAAAAUGAUGGCGUUAAGAUAUUUUUGUAUUUAUUGUUCCAUUCUAUGACUUGCCCAAUGUUGUGUGUGUAUGCGUUAAUUCACGAGUUUCAGUAUUUUUCCAAUUGCGAUCAUAUGUUGCAUUCAUAAGUUGUUAAUGGUUGAUUACGAGUGAUGUGGUUAGGCAUAGGGGUCGGGAAGUCUGGUUUUAUACAACAUGAAAAAGGCCUUUAAAAGAUUGAUGCGUUUAACUUGAAUGAAGUGCUCUGGAAGGAAAUAAAUGUCUUGGAUUAUAUUUUACACAAAAAACUGGGAGGAGUGUGUUUGCAUUGUAAAUAUUAUUCAAAGUUGCUUGUAAAUCCUAACUUGAUUUACUUGUUAGUUUGUAUGAUUUGUGUCCCAUCUUGACAUGCAUGCUGUGGGAGUUUAUUAUGAGGAAAUGAGGCUCUUCCGAUCUUCCUAGGUUGAAAGCCAGUAACUGUAGUUGCUAUAACCUCCACUGUGGUGAAAUAAUUAAGGAAGACAGCCUUUGUGUUCUUGUUUUUCUGUAUCAUUACUGCUCUGCUUUACAUAACUUUCUGACUGAAUGAUACCCAGUUGCCUCAUACAUACAUGCCUGCAUGCAUGUAUGUUUUCCUCAGACAAAUCCAGGCUUAUGGCACCCAUUUUGAUUUGUACAUACGAAGCAAAUGCUUUUUAGAACCAAAUAAAUAAGAACACUAUACCAAUG
This is a messenger RNA of Gadus morhua (Atlantic cod), 2451 nucleotides long. RefSeq names its product regulation of nuclear pre-mRNA domain-containing protein 1A. Gene Ontology annotation, biological process: mRNA 3'-end processing. Bases 365 to 1327 code for a protein of 320 amino acids. The record is from RefSeq and is a predicted model, not a curated record. Gene Ontology annotation, molecular function: RNA polymerase II complex binding. NCBI's taxonomy places the organism in Eukaryota, Metazoa, Chordata, Actinopteri, Gadiformes, Gadidae. The transcript is spliced from 6 exons.